AUGCAACAAGUAUUUGAUGAAACGCUUCAAAGAGAUCCAGUGAUGUGGAAUUCUGUUCUCACUGCAUAUGCUCAACACAAUUUUUCUUAUCAAACACUUGCAUUUACUCGUGCUAUGGUGAGCAGUGGUUUAAGAAUUAAUGGGAAUGCUUUGAUAGAUAUGUAUUCAAAAUGUGGAUAUUUAUUGAAUGCUUAUCGGAUAUUUCAAAUGAUACCCAUAAGAAAUUUGAUUUCUUGGACUUCAAUGAUGAAUGGUUACUGCUAUAACAAUUGUCUGAAUGAGGCACUGCAUCUAUCUAAAAAUAUGGAAUGUGAAAAUAUUACUCCAGACGAGGUUACCAUGAUGUGUAUCAUCACAAAGUGUGCCAAAUCAGGAAGCUUUGAACUUGUAGGCUGGAUUGACCAUUAUGUUGAGAAAAAUGGGAUUGGAAAAGAGAGUACAACCAUGUCAAAUGCUCUUAUGGACAUGCAUGCCAAAUGUGGGAAUAUCAAGAAAGCUUGUCAAAUUUUCAAUGGGAUUGCACAGAAAACGUUAGUGUCAUGGACAACAAUAAUACAUGGGCCAGCGAUGAACGGGCAUGGGAAACAGGCUUUCCUAAGGUUCUGUCAGAUGCAAAGGGAAGGAUAUAAACCAGAUGAAAUAGUAUUCUUAAGCAUCUUAACGGCUUGCAGUGAUGCCGGCAUGCUAGAUGAGGGGCUAAAAUGUUUUUCUUCGAUGAUGACUGAUUAUGGCAUGAAACCAUCUAUAGAACAUUAUGGUUGUGUUGUCGAUGUGCUAUGCAGGGUGGAUUGA
Ziziphus jujuba (common jujube) is the source of this 792-nucleotide messenger RNA. Its product is annotated as pentatricopeptide repeat-containing protein At1g08070, chloroplastic-like. The record is from RefSeq and is a predicted model, not a curated record. Gene Ontology annotation, molecular function: RNA binding; protein binding. The coding region runs from base 1 to 792 and encodes 263 amino acids. Lineage: Eukaryota; Viridiplantae; Streptophyta; Magnoliopsida; Rosales; Rhamnaceae. Gene Ontology annotation, biological process: RNA modification. The transcript has 2 exons.